CUGAUACCAAUGACUCGGCGAUGAAAUCAUGCUGGCGCUGGACUGGGCGCAUUCCCAUCGCUUGCCUCCCGGAUUCCGUAAAGGGAUGGAUGGAUGAUGGCACCGUCGAAUCUGAACCUCCUCCGCCUCCGCCAGCAGCUCCCCCUCCCAGUACCCUCUGUUUCCCGCCUGGGCUUUCUCUAUGUAGGGGCCCGUCGCCAACUCUUCUCCGUAACUCCAUCCUGUCAUUCUCGCUUGCUGUGAUGAUGACUCUCUCCUGCCCCCCGUCCGAGGGCAGUUCCCCUCUGCCCACCCCUGUGUUCUCCGCCCCCUCUACGCCGGAGACGGAGCGCGACGAGGACUGCUUCGACCUGGCCCUCGCUGCGCUGCCGGCCCUUCCCGCGGCCGCCGCGCCCUACAUCCUCGUCACCGGCGGGCUGGGCUAUAUCGGCAGCCACACGGCGCUGGAGCUGCUGAAGGCGGGCUACAAUGUGCUGCUGGUGGACAACCUCAGCAACAGCUACCGGGAGGUAUACGACCGUAUUGUGCAAGCCGCCAAGCAGCACUACGCGCGUGUCGGCGGCGACUGUCCGCAGGCGGAACUCGCCUGCGUGGACUAUCGCGACACCGCCGCGAUGCGACAACUUCUGGCCGCGCACGCCGUCACCGAUGCGGAGGAGGAAGAGGAGGAGGCGGCAGAGGCAGAGAAGGCUGCCUCCCGGCCCCCGCGCUCCAACAUUACCGGGGUGAUCCACUUCGCCGCCUACAAGGAAGUGCACGACAGCCUGCGCAACCCGCUCAAGUACUACCAGAACAACAUCAGCGGCCUGGUGGACUUUGUGACCCUGCUGGACGAGCAUCAAAUCAAAACCUUCAUCUUCUCCUCCUCCGCCAACGUCUACGGGACGCUCUCCGCCACCCACCGCACUCUGCGCGAGGAGCACUGCGUCCACCAACCCGCCAGCUACCCGGGCCCCGACGGCCAACCCAUCCCCGUCACGCAAGGCUGCACGGGGAUCACGAACCCCUACGGGCGGACGAAGUUCUUUGGCGAGGCCAUCCUUUCCGACCUCGCCACCGCCGACCCCUCCUGGACGAUCCUCGGGUUGCGGUACUUCAACCCGGUCGGGUGCGACUCCUCGGGCCUCCUGGCGGAAGACCCGCGGGGGACGCCGUCGAACCUCGUCCCGGUGGUGGUGAAGGUGUUGACGGGGGAGUUGGCGGAGCUGUCGAUCUACGGGGGGGACUGGACGACGCCGGACGGGACGGCAAUCCGGGAUUUCAUUCACGUUUCGGACGUGGCGCGCGGACAUAUCGCGGCGCUGGCGGCGGCGCAGGAGGGGCGCGUCGUGGAGUCCUUCCGCACCUUCAAUCUGGGGACGGGCUGCGGCCACUCGGUCGCGGAGGUCGUCACGGCCAUGGAGGCGGUCACUCAGCGUCGCAUCCCGCGACGCACGACGGAGCGACGGCCGGGGGAUGUGGAAUCGUGCGUCGCGAGUGCGGACCGCGCGGCGGUGGAAUUGAGGUGGAAGGCGGAGAAGUCGUUGUUGGAUGCGUGUGGGGAUUUGUGGAAUCAAUUACGCGCGGGGGAUAGAUGGUGUGAGAGGUGAUAUAAUGAUCUUCACGGUCCUG
Messenger RNA from Aspergillus saccharolyticus JOP 1030-1, 1611 nucleotides. Its product is annotated as UDP-GAL-4-epimerase. Gene Ontology annotation, biological process: beta-D-galactose catabolic process via UDP-galactose, Leloir pathway. Bases 246 to 1589 code for a protein of 447 amino acids. Gene Ontology annotation, molecular function: UDP-glucose 4-epimerase activity. Gene Ontology annotation, cellular component: cytosol. The record is from RefSeq and is a predicted model, not a curated record. Lineage: Eukaryota; Fungi; Ascomycota; Eurotiomycetes; Eurotiales; Aspergillaceae. The transcript has a single exon.